Amyelois transitella is the source of this 5546-nucleotide messenger RNA. RefSeq lists its product as uncharacterized. Lineage: Eukaryota; Metazoa; Arthropoda; Insecta; Lepidoptera; Pyralidae. The record is from RefSeq and is a predicted model, not a curated record. Gene Ontology annotation, molecular function: RNA helicase activity; RNA binding; ATP binding. The coding region runs from base 205 to 2697 and encodes 830 amino acids. Gene Ontology annotation, cellular component: cytoplasm; ribonucleoprotein complex; nucleus. The transcript is spliced from 8 exons.
CCUGGCAACCCUGGUUACAGGCGUAUCCGUAUCCGGCAGCCAUUUUUUCGAGUUGUUCAUUCGCCGGGUCUGUGAAAGGUCGCUUGCGAAUGAGAAAAUAAUUUUAUUACAAAUUCUCUCUUCGUGAGAGAUAACUACCUGUCUACCUAAUCAAGCGUUUACCACCACGUAAGAUCUUCAAACGAAUUUUGAAACAGCGUAACCAUGCAGUACAACGGCUUUCACAAUCAACAUCCUAUAUUUAGACCUCGAACAGACCGGAAUGAACAAUUCGGUAAAAUGCCUUUCUUCAACGGUAUUCCUGAUUUUGGAGGCCCAAAAAAUUUCGGUGGCCCCAGAAAUAACAACAUGGGCAAUAAAAAUAACUUUCGACCCAGAAAUGAUUUUAAUGGAAUAAGAAAUGAUGGAAAUCAAAAUGAUUUUGGUGGACCAAAAGAAUUCAGGCCAAGAAAUAAUUUCAAUAACCAGACUCAACGAAAGGAGAAUGAUGGUGAUAAACAGAUGAAUCCCAGGGGAAAUAUGCAAUAUUUUAAGAGCGACUUUGGGGGUCCUAAACAGCAAAAUUUUAAUAACAAGAACAACUUCACUGCUAAUAAAACUUUCAAUAAUAAUGGCCAACCAGGAAAUGGCAAUGGUCAGCAAAAUUUCAUUCCUAAAAAAGUAUUUAAUCCUAAUAAUGAUCGCCAGCAACAGUCAAUGGAAUUUAAGGGACGUAAGUUACAAAGUCAAAAAGCAAAACAUCCAGGUGAUAGCCUUAUUAAACCAAAUUGGGAUUUGGCUAAUCUUGAACCAAUUCAGAAAGAUUUCUACAAACCUCAUCCUAAUGUGGAUGCUCGCACAGAAGAAGAAGUAAUGAGAUUCCGUUCAACAAAAGAAAUUACAGUCAGUGGGAACAACAUUCCACGACCUAACCAAAUUUUUGAUGAAGGUAACUUCCCUGAUCACAUUAUGACCACUAUUAAAGAACAAGGUUGGUCAGAGCCUACUGGCAUCCAAGCACAGGGUUGGCCAAUUGCUUUGUCUGGCCGUGACAUGGUUGGCAUUGCAUCAACAGGAUCUGGGAAAACACUUGCUUACAUGCUUCCAGCAGCUGUUCAUAUAGUUCACCAGCAGCGUAUUCAGAGAGGUGAUGGUCCAGUUGCUUUGAUACUUGCGCCCACACGGGAACUUGCUCAACAAAUCCAAUCUGUGGCACAAGCCUAUAGUGCCCAUGGCUGUAUUAGAAACACAUGUCUCUUUGGGGGUUCACCAAAGGGACCACAAGCUAGGGAUCUGGAAAGAGGCGUGGAAAUUGUUAUUGCUACACCUGGUAGACUGAUUGAUUUCUUAGAGCGAGGCACAACAAAUCUGCGGCGGUGCACCUACUUAGUAUUAGAUGAAGCAGAUAGAAUGCUUGACAUGGGAUUUGAACCCCAGAUUCGCAAGAUUAUUGAACAGAUUCGGCCUGAUCGUCAAGUUUUGAUGUGGUCAGCUACCUGGCCUAAAGAAAUUCAAGCCCUUGCCGAAGAUUUCCUCAAUGAUUAUAUUAAAGUCAAUAUUGGAUCUUUAAAUCUAUCUGCAAACAAUAAUAUUAAACAAAUUAUUGAAGUUUGUGAAGAACACGAGAAAGAAACAAAAUUAACUAACCUAUUGAAAGAGAUUGCCUCUGAAAGAGACAACAAGGUUAUUGUUUUUGUGGAGACUAAAAAGAAGGUGGACGACAUUGCUCGUGCUGUGCGUCGAAACGGGCACAAAGCAUUAGCUAUUCAUGGAGACAAGUCACAACCUGAACGUGAUGCUGUACUAACAGAGUUCAGAAAUGGUGCCACCACUAUUUUGAUUGCCACCGAUGUGGCCGCCCGUGGUCUUGAUGUUGAAGAUGUUAAAUUUGUUGUCAACUUUGAUUAUCCUAACUCCUCUGAAGAUUAUAUCCAUAGAAUUGGUCGCACUGGUCGGUGCCAACAAUCUGGUACAGCAUAUACUUUCUUCACGACUGGUGAUGCGCGUCAGUCUCGUGCUUUAGUUGCAGUUCUACGUGAAACUGGUCAAAAUCCCCCCAAUAAAUUGAACGAGAUGGCCAGGACCAACAAUAACAAUUCAGGACGUAACCGUUGGCAGCAACGCAAAGAAAACAAUAGUGGUUCAAGCUCACCUCGUCAACAAAACAACCAGUGGAAUAACAAGAUGGCUGCUGUUGUCAAUGAAGAUAACCAGAAUGCUUACCAAAACCGUAAUAUCCAGCAACAACCACCCCGUUUCAAUAACCAAAACCAAAAUAAUCAGGGUUAUAGGCAGCAAAACAACUUCCAGAAACCUGUGCCCUUUCCAAGUCCCAAUGUGUUUGAGUCCAUUGGCAAUUACCAGGGUGGCUAUAACAAUGGCUACCAAAAUGGGUACAACAGCCAUAACCAAAAUGGAUUUAACCAACGGCCUUACAACAAUUCUCGUAAUGGUAACCAACAAUACCGCAACAACAACACCAAUGGCAACAAAUCGGGAUCUGGUUCAUCGUAUGGUUCUCCUCCUCCUCACUUCACUACUCCUCAACAUUAUCCACAGAUGCAUCCCCACCAUCAAGAGAUGCUCGGUGGCAAAUAUUACGGCGGUGGCGUGGGUGGCGGCGGCCCUUGCGGUUACCAGGCGGCGGUGGGAGCAAGUGUUCCCUUCGCUCACAUGGCUCCUGGGCCUCUUCUCUAUGCAGCUCCAGUGCAACAAUAACUUGACUCCUUUCAUCAACAUCCACUGGCCCAAGCUAUUGCAAAACAUAUGUGUGCAAUGAAAAAAUUUUUAUCAUAACUAAACUAUAUUUUGAGACGUCUUACCUUUUAAAGAAAGAAAUUUCAAUAUUGUACUUAUGAUUUCCAUCUAAUUGUUAAUGAGCCAUAUGGUGUUGAGACUGCGACCUUUGUUUUUUUUUUUUAAUAAGCACGUGUUUGAUUAGAUUAAUAUAUAUAUUGAUGUAGAUCUGAAUGAAGACUUCUUUCACUUUGAUUUGAUUUUGUUUAUUUUUAGAAUAUUUAAAUACAUUUUGAGAGAAAUAGUUGUCGCACUUCGCUGUUUUGAUUUUGAGGGAAAUCUAUUCAGAUCGAUUAAAAUUAAUGAAUAUGUGUGUUAGUUUUGUAAGGGAUUGUAUCCUCUGUCGAGUCAGUUUCGCAUACGCUUUCCUUUGUUACUAAAUGCUUUUUUAAGUAAAAAAUAUUCUUAUAUAAUGUUCAUAUCUGUUUGAAGUGCAAUGAUAUUAAAUUUUUUCAAUAAUAAUUCUGAUAAAAUAUUGACAGUGGAAAUGCGGGCAUGACUGAUAAAGAAUACAGAUAUCCAUCUUAAUAUUAAUAUGGUAGAUACAAAGUAAUGGAACUGUUUCUGCCUUUAGAUUUUAAUCAUUAUAUUUGUUAGAGUAGUUGGUGUGGCUACCCCCUUGUAUAAUCCCGGGGGUGCCUUUCGUUUUUUCUUUCACAUGUCUGUAUAAUGUACGAAAUGCACGAAACAUUAGAAGAUGAUUGAAAUUAUGUAGGGAAGCUUAAAGAAACAAAAAAGUUGUCUGAAAUAUUUAAUAUAUUAUUUUUAUUGUUGAUGAUUGAUCUUACCAGUGGAAAAGUGGGACAUCUUAGAGAUAAUGUAAAUUUAUUGAAAAAUUUAAACGCGUUGAAUUCAAUGCAAAUGCUUUUUGAUAUUCUUAAAGAUAACAAUCUGUAUUGCCAGAUAAAAUUGUGAAUAUUUUUCUUAUGUAAAGUGAUGUCAAUGACAUUUAAAGUCGCUGAUUUCAAGAUUAUUUUUUUAUUGAAGAUUAGAUCUUGAUAUACUUGAAUAUUUAUGUCUAGGGUAUUAAGUCUGCGUCUAUUAGACUUGGACAAUAGUUUGACUUGAACAUGUUCAAACUCAACUGGUUCCAUACUCAAAAAUGUAUAAAAAAUGUAGAUAACAUGCAUUUAUCUUAGGGCGGUUAGAGCGUGAUAAAUAUAAUCGAACAACAGUGACUUUCGUUUCUUAGCAACAUAAGUACUUCUUCAUAUUUGUUUUUGAUUAUUUUUUUAUAUAUUGUGAGGUUUCAGAUAAUUCACAUAUUUUCUUUGUGCGUAAACGGGUUCUAAGGGCUAAGGUUAGGAACUAAUAGGUACAAAUUUUAUCUAUUGAGGCAAUGUAUUAUCUUGAAGCCCGUUGCUGUCCAAAGAUUUAAAAAUCUGUGAUAUUUCAUUAAUAUAACCUGUCGUUGCGUUUGUCAAUUGUUGAUACAUAUGGACACCUAUGAAAUGUGUUUUAUUAGACAAAAAUAUAUUUUUCGAUUGAGGGAAUUUCAAGAAUGUUUGUGAAUACAAUACUUGCAAGUCAUUCACAGAUUUAAUAUAAUAUGAUAGGUGUAAGAUUUAAUAAUUUAUUGUUAUUCAAUUUAGUUUUCAGUUACUAGGUGACGAAAUUGAACCAGUUCAAAGGGACGUAAAGUUAUUAUCUAUUUUAAGUAUUCCGUUAUGAGGUACAUCUCGGAAGAUAGCAGUGGGCCCUCCAGCCGAUAUUAACCUAGGGGUGAACAACGUGUUCGUGAAUCUCGCAUUUGUUGUAUCUUAUUGAGAUGUGAGAUUUGCUUUGUUAUUUAUGUACAUUAUAAGAGAAAGACUGCCAUGAAAGGGAUGUAUGCAUAAAUCAUCUCUGAGAUGUUUGCCUGAGUUCUAGCCUGGACCGCUUUGCGUCUUCGCCGGACAAUGGUCGGGCUAGAGAGUUGCAUGCGUUUUAGAUCGGCGCAUGUCAAGAAUGGUCGCGGAUAGCAGGUAGCUCCUGUAUUUUGUACAAAGUACUGCACCCACCUCUACUAAACAACUGUGAUAAUAACACUAAGUAGCGUAGCAGGCGAUUUAUAUACUAGUUACGUCCAAGAGAAGGGAUGACAUCAUAUCUGACAUAAUGUAUUGUGAUAGUAAUAUAUCAAGGCGUGACCAUUUCGGUACGUUUUGACUUCGUUUUCUCUAAAAGCAAGACUGAUUAUUUCUUAUUGAUAAAUAUUUUAUACAUGUUUCACUUUGACUGAAUGAAUUAAGAUGUCUGUAUUUAUAUUGGUAGUUUCAUUGCUGUGUGUUUUCUCAAAAAUGAGUAUUCACUAUGUUGGAUAUGUGUCAAAAUAGCCUUUCCAUGCGGUCACCAAAAUAAUAAAUUUUAUGUUCGUAUAUAUAUUUAAUACAAGAAAUAAUUUCUUUAUUGUGAUUGAAAAUGUUGUUGACAAAUUAUGUGGCAGCGGCAGUAUAAACACUACUUAUAAAGUUUUAUUUUUGUUGUUUUUGCAAAAUUUUAUUUUAUUCAGUAUAUACCUAGGCGAUCGUACUUUCAUGCUUUAUUAUUUUAUUAAGACUUAUUUCAAAAAAAGCAAGUUGUGAAAAAUAUACAUAGAUUUUUAAGUAUGUGGCAAUGCAGAUCUUCAUUGAUGGUAACUAUGUACGAAAUAGUUUAUUCAAUUUAAAUAAUGGAGAGAUUCCAUAUAAAAUCUGUCCCAAAGGGAAGUCUUCUGAAUGUUUCUGAGAAGUGCAUUUCUUCUAUGUAAUACAGUAUUAAAUUCAGAUUAAUAAAUGGAUGUAUAAUUAUUA